GUAAAAUCCCCCCCAUCACCUCUGUCGGCGGGCUUUUUUUUUUUUUUAUCAACACGCUACCUAUCUGAUAUACAAGAGCUCAAAAUCUAUAACCCCUCGAAGGCUUAUAUCGAGGGUCCGAAGUCUCAUUUUUCGAGUACUCGCCGUACCCCUAGAACAAACUUUUUCAUCUGCAUGGGUAGUUAAUGUUUCAGUCAACUGGAUAAAGAGAAUAUUAAAAAAUAUUAUUCGAAACUUUUGAUUUGUUGUUGUUGAUUUUGUAAUGAUCAAUUCUAUUUUGAAUGUUUUUAGACAAUUAUAAACGAAUAACGGAGCGUUCUGAAUCUGUUGUGUCAUCAAUCUCUACACCAUCAUUAUCUGAUCAUGAGCAAUCACCACCAUUGCAUACUAAAAAAAAUAUUGAAAAUUCAAUCGAAAAGAUGAAAAAUGCAGAACCAUUUAUCUUAUCUCGUAAUCUAAUGAAUUUGGAAACAUUCUCAACGCCACCAAUCACUCACAAAAUGAAUGGAAUCAAUAAUAAAAAUGAAUCAAAAAAAUCUCAUAGUGAUAAAAAUUUAUUAGAUUCCGAUGAUUCGUUAUCAUCAUCUGCAUCCUCUCAUUCAAACGCAUCAUCAUCAGAAGAUGAUCUUUCAUCUCCACGAAAUAGUCUAAGAAAUGAUCAACGACACAAAACAUCCGCAUUCACAAAACAGAAAAAAAAGAUUAAAACAACAAUUGAUCAUUAUUCAUCGUCUCCAUUGUCAUCGCCUCUCAUUGAUGUUAAAGAAGAUCAACCUGAAAUUAACAAGACAAAAAUAGGUAAUGUACAUUAGUGUAAGAGAUAUUCAAUUGUGUAGUAUAGAGAGAGAGAGAUUCAUUGGAUCUAUAAGAUUAAAUUUUAUUUUCUUAGAGUAUAUCAAAUCGUUUAUGUUAUAGGGAUACAAAUAAUAGCAAGAAGUCGCACAAAACAUGUUAGUCAUACAAAUAAAUUUGAAUUUUAGUAGAAUUAUUAUAAUAGAAAAAAGAAAAAUCCAAAUAAAAAAAUAAUAUCCUUGAAUUACAUAGAGAGAAGAAGAAAAAACAAAAUUUGCAUAUAUAAUUUCCUAAUAAAAAUAAUAUUAUUAUAUUUUUUUGUUUGUUGAAAAACGACACUUAAAAACUUCAGUGUAAAAAAAAAACACAGUAUAAAAUAUAAUUAUACCGUCUUUAUUUACAUCAUGAAAAUUGAUAUUAGUUUGUUGUUUUUAUGAUUAUCUUUUCAUUUCAACCACCUAUAUAUAAAAAAAUGUUUAUUCGAUUCUUAUACUAAUUUAAUAAUGAAAUAAACACUCCACAAAUUUAAUAUGUCUAAGAUUCACAUCAUUAAAUUCUCAACAAAAGAUAGUUUUAUAAUGCAUGUAAAAUUGAAAAGAGUGUUCUAAUAUAUUUUUGAGUCUCAACUGUAUGUGUUAGUAGAGUUAUAGAGUAUAUAUUUUUGAUAUUGAGUGUAGAAGUUUAUCAAUCAGAUUUCACAUUAACUUGAUAGUUUUUAUUCUGUUAGAAAAUAUGAGAAAUUGAAACUUUUAUCAAGUUUUUGUUAUUUUUUACAACUAUGAAUAAAAUGAAAGGUUUAUACUAGAGUCCUGACAAUUCAAAAUCAGAAUCGGGUUAAACAUGCAAAACUCUCGUUUAUACUGAAUUAAUGACAUUUAUUCGAUAUUAUUGUGUUGUUAGAUAUCUAUUAAGGGUAUCCCCCCCUCUUUUUUGCGGGUGGUCUCAUUUUGAGCUGAACACAGUCUAAUGUAUAGAAAAAUCUGGCGAUAAAAUGAGACCACUUCCAGCUCUCCGUAAUAUUCCUUGAAAAAGUUAUGGAGUUUUUGAAUUUUUCCUUCAAAGCCUAGAAAAUCUUAGUUUUUCAGUUUCGUAAAUUUUCCUCUCCUUUUCUACACAUUUAGAAAGUUUUCUUAUCAACAGCAUGAGAGAAGAAAGUGUGCUCUUCAAAAUGAAACGUCUCACAGAAUUUUCCAAUGAGUUUUUGUGAGAUAUAAGCAUCACCGCAAAUGCCUUGAAAAACCGAGCCCUGUGGUACAAUGUGUUCAUUUUUUCAUCAUCAGUCAUUUUUUCGAGGGGUCAUAAUGUGGCCUGAUGAAAACUGAAGUUUUCCAGAAAACCCAUAGAAGAACACGUCAGAAAAUUCUGGGCAAAAAUACAUCGAUUUUCUUUUUCGAUGUUCUAUCUCUGGUAUAAAUUAGAACCC
Messenger RNA from Didymodactylos carnosus, 2215 nucleotides. Lineage: Eukaryota; Metazoa; Rotifera; Eurotatoria; Philodinida; Philodinidae. The record is from the annotation of a GenBank genome assembly.